This is a messenger RNA of Pyrus x bretschneideri (Chinese white pear), 1654 nucleotides long. Its product is annotated as tubby-like F-box protein 5. Gene Ontology annotation, molecular function: protein binding. The record is from RefSeq and is a predicted model, not a curated record. Lineage: Eukaryota; Viridiplantae; Streptophyta; Magnoliopsida; Rosales; Rosaceae. The transcript is spliced from 5 exons. The coding region runs from base 280 to 1524 and encodes 414 amino acids.
CCGGCGCCGAUCGGAGCUCUGUGGUGGCGGUGCUGACAUGGGAAAGGAGAAUGCGGUGGCGACGAUGAGAAGGCGAUCUAGGAGGGCCUCGAAGUAGAGACCCCAAGUCGGAGAAUAUCAUGGUCGGGUGCUGCUGCUGAGAGUUUGGCCGUGGUUCUCCGAUUUGCGAUCCCGGGAAGUUCUGAAAGCUUCUCCUCCGCCUGCCGCCUGCCUUCGGUUUCUGGAGUCUUCGUCGCCAUCGUGAAGUAUCUGCUGUGAGUUUUGGGGCUGGUUUAACAGAUGUCGUUCAAAGGCAUUGUUCGCGAGCUGCGGGAGAUGAAAGAUGGAAUUGGGAGCAUGUCAAGGCGAGUUGGUGAGCGGAAGCUUUGGCGUAGAAGGACGUUGUCACAUAUUGCUCCUGAUAUGGCUCCAACCCCUCCAACUGAUGUGAUUCAGCAGGGUCAGUGGGCGAACUUGCCUCCGGAAUUGCUUUUGGACAUAAUUCAGAGGGUAGAAGAAAGUGAAACCUCGUGGCCUGCUCGAGCUGUUGUUGUUUUUUGUGGUUCAGUUUGUAAGUCGUGGAGGGACAUUACAAGGGAGAUAGUCAAAACUCCUGAGCAAUGUGGAAGGCUCACAUUUCCAAUCUCAUUGAAGCAGCCGGGGCCUCGCCAGUCUCCAAUACAGUGCUUCAUUAGAAGGAAUAGAGAAACUUCCACAUUUUAUCUGUACUGUGGUCUGGCACCAUCCGAGGGCGAGAAAGAUAAAUUACUGCUAGCAGCCAAAAGGAUCAGAAGGGCAACAAGCACAGAGUUCGUUAUAUCUUUGGUUUCAGAUGAUUUUUCUCGAGCCAGCAGUACAUAUGUUGGUAAAUUGAGGUCCAACUUUCUGGGUACCAAGUUCACCGUAUAUGACAGCCAGCCUCCAUGUGAUGCGGUACCCAAACCAAAUAAUCGAUCAUCUCGAAGGUUCCAUUCUAAGCAGGUAUCUCCAAGAGUACCAGCGUGUAACUACAGAGUUGGCAACAUCUCUUACGAGCUCAAUAUUUUUUGCACGAGAGGUCCAAGGAGAAUGCAUUGUGCUAUGCACUCCAUUCCUGUCUCGUCCAUUCAGGAGGGGGGCACCGCCCCAACACCAACAUCGUUGCCACAAGCCUAUGACGAACAAUUUGCUGUCUCACCAAGUUCAAAAGAAAAGGAUCUGAUCACAGAGUUCAGCUCUACAACCCUCUCGGAGCCAAACGUGUCUGCCCUGGGUGCAGAGCCACUGGUUUUGAAAAACAAGUCUCCUAGGUGGCAUGAGCAGCUACAAUGCUGGUGCCUUAACUUUAGAGGGCGCGUUACAGUGGCUUCUGUGAAAAACUUCCAGCUUGUGGCAGCUGUUGAUCCGUCCCACAACGUUUCGGCUGAAGAGCAAGAGAGGGUAAUCCUACAGUUUGGAAAGAUCGGAAAAGAUAUCUUCACCUUGGAUUAUCGCUACCCGCUGUCCUGUUUCCAAGCGUUUGCGAUCUGCUUAAGCAGCUUCGACACCAAGCCAGCAUGUGAAUGAAAAACUUGGUUGUAGAACAUGAUCGUCAUUUGCUGAAUUCUGUUCUGUAAUUUCGAACCAUAUCCAUGUUCUAUGUAAAAGUUCUUCGUGCUUGAUCGUUUAAUUCUGAAAAUCGCAGCUAUUUCAAUCA